Molecule: messenger RNA, 2144 nt
Organism: Botrytis cinerea B05.10
Lineage: Eukaryota; Fungi; Ascomycota; Leotiomycetes; Helotiales; Sclerotiniaceae
Exons: 4
Coding region: 39-1556 (505 amino acids)
Molecular function (GO): FAD binding; oxidoreductase activity
Source: RefSeq, a predicted model, not a curated record
GAAUCAUCGAGAUCUUUAGCUCUCAACAACUUAUCAACAUGUUUUCAUCGUCGUACCUUUUCGUCAUUAUAUUAUGGACAUCUAAGUGUUUUGCAUCCGACCUAAACCACGAUUACUUGGAACAAUUCUACUCAAUUCCGAAGGAUAAAUGCCAUACCGCUUGUCAAUUUCUUUCUCGAAUUCUUGAAGGCCGGGUAUCGUUCCCGGGUAGUACGAUAUAUGAAUAUGAGCAAUCGUAUUGGUCGCAGCAACAAGCUGAAGUACACCCCGAAUGUCGAGUGACACCAGUAUUUGCAGAGGAUGUCUCUACUACCAUGCAAGUACUUAAAUCUCAAGGAUGUCAAUUUUCCGUCAAGAGUGGUGGACAUGCAUGUUUCUCGGGUGCAUCAAAUAUUGAGAAUGCUGUCGUGAUAGACUUAAGCAAUCUUGAUCAAAUCAAAAUCUCGAGCGAUAAAACAGAAGUUUCCGUCGGGGCAGGUACACUAUGGUCCAAUCUUUAUCCGGUAACGGACGCAGUAAAAAUUGGAGUUAUAGGUGGUAGAGUGGUCGGAAUUGGAGUUGGAGGUCUGACACUUGGGGGUGGAAUAUCUUUCCACUCUGGACGGUAUGGAUUCGCUUGUGAUAAUGUUAACAACUAUCAAGUUGUUCUUGCCAAUGGCUCUAUUCACGAUGUCAAUCGAACAUCGUACCCAGAUUUGUACUGGGCUCUGAGAGGAGGUGGGAAUAAUUUUGGCAUUGUGACAAGAUUUGAUCUGGCCUCAUUCGAGCAAGGUGAUAUGUGGGGUGGGACGACAACUUCAAAUGCAACAGAACUUCCCGCUGCAAUCGAGGCACUGGCCAAUCUCAAUAUCAACCAUGCUUCUGAUCCAUUUGCUGCAGUUUUCCUGGCAUACUUCUAUUUACCUUCGAUAGGAUCAUCACUGGUCAGUUUCACAUUGGAUUAUGGGAAGCCAGUCAUCAAUCCUCCUAUUUUCCAUAAUUUUACUGAGAUACCCGCUAUAUCUGCUGAUUUGAGAAUUGCAACCCUUACGUCGUUGAUCAACGCAACAGCAGAAUCGCAACCUUCCGGGCUUAGGGAAUCAUAUUGGACAAUGACCAUAUUAAAUGAUGCCGAUUUAAUGAAUGAAAUAUCCAAGAUAUUCGAUCAAGAACUUCAAAACAUCAAGAAUGCUACAAAUUUAUUGCCUGCAUUGGUUUUUCAGCCAAUCUCCGAACCUAUGAUCUCACACUUUAGCAAGAAUGGCGGAAAUGCUCUUGGUAUAACGAAAGAAGAUGGUCCUUUGAUCCUAAUCAAUAUUGCGAUUCAAUGGACCGACAUCACAGAUGAUACACGAAUUAUAGCAUUCGCGCAAAACUGCGUUACCCGAUCUACUAUCUUAGCAAAAGCGCGAAAUUUAUGGCAUAAGUUUUUGUACCAAAAUUACGCCGCGCUUCAACAGAAUGUAUUUUCGAGCUAUGGGAAAGAUAAUCAUAAGAGACUGGUCGAGAUCUCAAAGAAAUAUGAUCCAGAUGGGGUAUUCGUGCGGCUGCAACCGGGAUACUUCAAAGUUUAUUAAAAUACUUCCAAGACCUACAAGUGGCAACCCACGCAAGCUUUUCUCGUUAAUUGGCAGUUUGAAAAGCGGUUGCUUCCAUUACUUUUUCAGCAACACGAUCUGUGGUUAUCGUCAUGUGUUUUCACCGGAUCAUUCUUCCUAUGGCUCUCUUUGAUUUGUCGUCGGUUGCAACGGCACUGGUGGGUUGCAGUAUACUCGAAAGACCCGAGACAGGUUACCAGCUCAAGGAAAGAGGGGUUUUGCAAAAUAUUGAGAAUUCUACAACGUAUUCCCAGGGCUUGGCCAGCUAAUAAGUCUUCAAAAAUUCAGUCUAUGAGUCGUUGCUCAGUUACGUACUUGAACCAUAUUAUUCGAAUUCCAUUACAAUCUGCUCAAUACCGAGAUUAAUCUUCCUUCGGUGAUUUCAUUCAACGCCGUUCCAAGUGGGGAAACCACGGUAUAGGGAGAAUAGGCUUAAAUGGAGCUCCAUUCUCGGGCCAAGGCAUCUUAUCAGAUAUACAUCCUUGUUGUUUGAACGAUUUAGAACCAUCUGAUAAAAAUUCUGACAUGCCAUGCGUGAAUUGCGGGAACUUCUCCCAACUUUCAACA